GAAAAAUUGUGUGUUUGCUAAUACUGUAUCACGGAAACAACCUUUGUUCUUCAUAACCUUAAAUUCGAAACUGGUAUCCAAGAUACGUUACUGCUGCCUAAUUAAAGCUGGGUCGUUGAAUGACUUCUGAAGACUACACAAUGACCAAGUUCGAAGACUAUUAUUCGUUAAUCGAAGGUUUGGGAAGGUACAAGCUAAUCUAAAUUACCGUUUAAACAUUUAUAGAAAACCCAUUCAACCACAGUAUGCUGUUUAGUCUUAGAUAAUUUGCUUUUCUUCACUCUUUUUAAAAUAAUGAAACUUUCUACAGAUAUAGUGGUACUUUUGUUGCGUUAUGCAUGGAACGCAGGACAAAAGUGUUGUAUGCUGUUAAAGUGAUACAAAAGAAGUUGACUUCUCCUGGGAAGAAAAAUAUAGGUCAUUUGUUGAAGCUUGAUCAUCAAAAUGUGGCAAAGUUGAAAGAAGUAUUUGAAACAUCUUUCUCAUUGCAUAUAGUUGUUGAAUUUGCAAAUGGUGAAGAACUCUUCCGGAGACUAACUAAAUUACCUGUGUAUAACGAAAAAACGGUUGUUCAUUAUUUCAGACAAGUGGUUGAUGGUAUCAGAUACCUACAUGAGUAUGGAAUUAUUCACAAAAAUUUAAAACCUGAAAACAUACUUCUCAGUACCACAGACAGUGAUGCGAUCGUAAAAAUCACUGAUUACUCUCCUCAAUUAUUUACAACUAAAGAUUUAGAUUUAGAAUUGGUAUGCUUGACGACAACAUUUUGUGCACCUGAAUUAUUAUUAAGUAGAUGUUAUGAUAAAACUAUUGAUCUAUGGGCACUAGGUAUACUAUUGUAUAUAAUGUUAUGUGGAGAUGAUCCUUAUAAAUCAAAAUCUGGUAGUGAUUUAUAUCGUGCUAUACUUCACUGUGAUAUUGAGUUUAAAUCUCCUUCAUGGAAAUCAAUUAGUUUGGAUGCUCAAGAUGUUGUGAAACGUCUUUUAGUGGUAGAUCCAAAAUUAAGAAUAAUUACACCACAUUUAUUGAAUCAUUCAUGGUUUAUCAUGAUAAAUCAAAAUGAACAACAUUUAGAUUCAGUACAGGAGAAACUAGAACAUUUUAACAAACAGCGUUUAGACAAAUAUUUGGACAUGGAAUAUGAACAAGACUGGAUAACAUGUGAAUAUAUGAAGCUACCAAAAAGAAGUACAGAAACAAUUCUACCUAAGGUGUAUGAUGAAGAUGUAGAAGCAGAAACAGUAAUUGACAAGAACUGUGAUAAUAUCGUAUUGAUAGAAGAUACAACAGAGUACGUCCAACCAGUUGGCCAAAACGAUAUCAGCGUUGAUUCAAAUGAGGCGAAUGAAUUAAUUGAUACAACUUCAGAUCAAUUCAUAGCAAGUUCAUUGAAGAAUUUACUUCAUGAAUAUCAUUUAUCAGAUGAUCAAAAUUCAAUAUUGAAUAAACAAGAUAUACAUGAAAUAAAUCAAGAAAAUUUAGGAUUAAAUGAUGAAAAUGAACUAUUUAAUGUUACUAUGAUGAAGAGUAAUGACAAUGAGCAUAUGUAA
Messenger RNA from Schistosoma spindalis, 1550 nucleotides. Lineage: Eukaryota; Metazoa; Platyhelminthes; Trematoda; Strigeidida; Schistosomatidae. The record is from the annotation of a GenBank genome assembly.